Molecule: messenger RNA, 588 nt
Organism: [Candida] anglica
Lineage: Eukaryota; Fungi; Ascomycota; Pichiomycetes; Serinales; Debaryomycetaceae
Source: the annotation of a GenBank genome assembly
CCUGUAUACAGCCCAGAGGCAAUUCAUAUAUAAAAGCCAAUCCCUUUCUCAACAACAAAACCCCCCUUCCCCUUGUAAUAUCUAUUUGAUUUUCGAAUUAAUUUAAUCACAUACUUAUAACAUAAUGGCCCCAAAAGCAGAAAAGAAACCAGCCUCCAAGGCUCCAGCUGAAAAGAAGCCAGCCGCUAAGAAGACCGCUUCUUCUGAACCAAAGAAGAGAUCUAAGACCAGAAAGGAAACUUACUCCUCUUACAUCUACAAGGUCUUGAAGCAAACUCACCCAGAUACCGGUAUCUCCCAAAAGGCCAUGUCUAUCAUGAACUCUUUCGUCAACGAUAUCUUUGAAAGAAUCGCUGGUGAAGCUUCCAAGUUGGCUGCUUACAACAAGAAGUCUACCAUCUCUGCCAGAGAAAUCCAAACUGCUGUUAGAUUGAUCUUGCCAGGUGAAUUGGCUAAGCACGCCGUUUCCGAAGGUACCAGAGCUGUUACUAAGUACUCCUCUGCUGCUAACUAAGCGCAGUUGCUUUUUAGUUUGUAUAUUAGUGUUAAUGAAUAUGAAGAACAUAAGAAAUUGUGUUGUAAAAAUAA